AAAAAACCCUAAUUUGCCUUCUUAAGGAGAGUUUUAGAAGAUCAAUCAUAAAAUUGUGCAGUUGUGAGGUUGGAUGUUAUGGGGACUUUGAGAAAUGCAAAUGCAGAUCUUACUGUUCUGUUUGCAUAAAAAAGGUUUUCUUUAAAAUAUUACCCUGAUUACAAAGCAGUUGGGAUGUUGUAAAUUCUUUAUGACAUGUAUUCAAUUGAAAACCGUACAAAGAAAAUUAUAUUUUAUGUCCAAACUGAUAAACCUACCCUUAAUUGGAAUUAGAGUUGUACUCAGUACUCUUUCUUUCUAUGAAGGUUUUCUAAAUUAGACAUAUAUAUAACAACAUAACAAUAUAGCAAUAUAUUGAAACGUAACCCCUGUAUGAUGAAACAUAUCUUGUCAAUGAACUACCAUAAAACUACAGCUAGCAGUCAUUAGCUUAUUUUAGCAUAAAAAUUUAGAAAAACGACUCACCUGGUUCUGUGCAAAGAUAACAAUUUAUGAAUUGUCAUUUUUACACAUUUUGUAGGGAUUAAACAAACAAGAUAAAAGGUUCUAAUCAGUAAAAGAAAACUUUAGACAGAGUGAGGCUAGCUGUUUCCUCCUGUUUUGUUUAUGCUAAGCUAUGCUUACUACAUACUGCUUCAUAUUAAGCGUAGGCCUACAGAUAUGACACAGAUAUCAGUUCUCUUUUCUAACUUUUGGCAAAAAAAAAAAAAAAGCAAAAAGCAAAGACGUGCAUUUCCCAAAAUAUCAAACUUUUGCUUUAGGCAGGGAGAGUAGAAUAAAAAUGUUCUAAUUUCAGGACAUUUAAAGGUGGCAUGUGAACAUGAUUACUUGUUGGGGGGGAAUCAAUAAUCUGUGAAUUUUUGAUUGAUACAGUACUGCCGAGGCGAGUGCACUAACUGUGGCACGAAUGUAGCAGAGGGCAAGUUUAAGUGCCACGUUUUCAUUAAGAUUUUUUUUCUUUUGUACAUUUAUCUCAUUUUUAUGGUCUUAAAAUGCAAGUUAACUAGUUUCAAAUUUGUAUCUUUUUUAUAAUUAGACAUCUGAUUUCAUAAUUGUAUAGAUUUAUGUAUAAGAUAAAAGACAUGUUUUGUGAAUGUAUGAGUUGUGUAUCAUAUUUUGAUAUUCAGAUGAUAUCUAUAUGCAUUACAGUAUUAUAAUGAACUUUAGCUGUGUAUGCUUCUAUUGUGUGAUUGGUUGUGUUCAACAAUCAGUUUCCUAAAUAUUAAGAACCUAUCAAAACUGUAUAAUGUGAUGAAGUGCUAUUGUUACCAUUAGUAAUAUUCUGAAUAAGCUAUCUGCAGCCUGAUAUAUACACAGUAUAAAUUUAGUCUGCCAUUUGAAACAAAUAUUAACUGUAGAGCAUUUAAAGGGACACUUGUUUAAUUGGAGUAAAUUAAAUAUUUUUUAUGCUUUUGUCUCCAUUUUCUCAUGGUGAAACAUUAGGUGGCUCUGUUCUGGACCUUGCCUACUCCAAUAAAUGUUUUAAAUCAAAGUUCAAACUUUAUGGCUUUGGUUUGAAGGAAGAAGCUCAAAACAGAAACAAUCAUAAGUAGUCAUAAAAGGAACGGGGCGGGUCGAGAGACCUGCAUGAAUGCAGAUUAUCAAAACGUUUUGCUAUAUUUUCAUGGGACAAACUGGAGGGGCAGAACAAGUAUUUUAGCUGUCUCACAAACUCUGUUGGUCGACCACAACAUGGCAGGAAGUUCGCCGACACAAUGUACUGAAAGGUUGUUUAAGGUUUUAGUCAUUGGGGAUUCAUAUGUUGGGAAAAGCAGCCUUAUCUUUCGCUAUGUUAAUAAUCACUUUAAACGUGACACAUAUCUAACUAUUGGAGUUGACUUCGCCACAAAAACAAUUGAAUGGGAUGCAAAGACAGUGGUGAGACUGCAGCUUUGGGGUAUUGCAGGUGAGUGUCAAGAUUAAAUAUUAAAAUCUCUAGUGCAAUAAUAUAGACUGAUAUCUGAUAAUGGUGCCAUAGAAAUGUACGAUUAUUGUCUGUUUGUAUUGAAAGGGCACUGAGAAUGCAGAAAAAAAAACAUCUAAAAUUUAACUAUUUUCUGUUUUUCAUGGUGAAACAUUAGCUUGCAUACUCCAGUAACUGUUUGAAUCAAAGGUCAAAGAUUUAUGGCUUUAGCAGUGAAGUAAAAAGGCUCAGAACUGGAACACUGUAGUUGUAAAAGGAACAAAUAGGGUUGAGACGUCUGCAGUAAACACAGAUUAUGAUUAGAAGCAGACCUAGUUUUAGCUGUCUCCAGAACUCUCCAGGUCGACCAAAACAUGGCAAGAAUUUCAGUGACACAAUAUACAGAAAAGCUGUUUAAAGUUUUAAUCAUUGGCGAUCCAGAAGUUGGGAAAAGCAGCGUUAUCUUGCGUUAUGUUAAUGAACGCUUUGAUGAAAACUACAAGUUAUCUAUUGGAGUUGACUUUGCUUUAAAAACAGUUGAUUGGGAUGCAAAGACAAUGGUGAGACUGCAGCUUUGGGAUAUUGCAGGCCAGGAGAGGACGCGGAACAUGACCAGAGUGUACUUCAAAGGGGCAAUGGGAGCACUCGUGGUCUUUGACAUUACAAAAAGCUCCACCUUGGAGGCCGCCUCAAAGUGGAAGCACGACCUGGACAGCAAAGUCUGUCUCGACAGCGGACAUCCCAUCCCUGCUGUCCUACUGGCCAACAAAUGUGACAUGACAGGAAGGGACAGAGAUUUGGUGUCCUCCCUGGACCGCUUCUGUAAAGACAACAACUUCAUGGGCUGGUUUGAGACUUCUGCAAAGGACAAUAUAAAUAUUGAUGAGGCAGGUGCCUUCCUUGUCAAACAAAUGAUGCUCUGCGACACCGGCCAGCCCACCGAAGAGCACCGCUGGGACGGGAUCAAAGUGAGCCAGGCUCCCGGGGAGAGUCAGAGCCAGUCAUUGUGCUGCUGGAGACCACGCUUCUGA
This is a messenger RNA of Centropristis striata (black sea bass), 2934 nucleotides long. It is a transcript of the gene rab32b, whose product is annotated as RAB32b, member RAS oncogene family. Gene Ontology annotation, cellular component: Golgi apparatus; vesicle; trans-Golgi network. Gene Ontology annotation, biological process: vesicle-mediated transport. The record is from RefSeq and is a predicted model, not a curated record. Bases 2278 to 2934 code for a protein of 218 amino acids. The transcript is spliced from 3 exons. Lineage: Eukaryota; Metazoa; Chordata; Actinopteri; Perciformes; Serranidae. Gene Ontology annotation, molecular function: GTPase activity; GTP binding.